Molecule: messenger RNA, 1951 nt
Organism: Nymphalis io (European peacock)
Lineage: Eukaryota; Metazoa; Arthropoda; Insecta; Lepidoptera; Nymphalidae
Gene: calypso
Product: ubiquitin carboxyl-terminal hydrolase calypso
Exons: 8
Coding region: 135-1658 (507 amino acids)
Biological process (GO): protein deubiquitination; ubiquitin-dependent protein catabolic process
Cellular component (GO): cytoplasm
Molecular function (GO): cysteine-type deubiquitinase activity
Source: RefSeq, a predicted model, not a curated record
ACUAAUAAGCCUAUAACUUACCGACAAAACCUACUGCUGCUACAUACUUAAAAAGACAGAAAUUUUCUGUAACACAAGAAUGUAUUGACGUAAAACUAUUAAAAAUAAAUCCUAACUUAAAAAAAGAUACAUACAUGAAAAAUAUGCCGGUUGAAUUAAAUAGUCUAACAGAGGGAUGGCUAGAGUUAGAAAGCGAUCCCGGAUUGUUUACAUUAUUAUUAGAAGAUUUUGGCGUAAAAGGAGUCCAAGUAGAAGAAAUAUAUGACUUACACAAACCAUUUGAAAGCCCUGUUUAUGGUUUUAUUUUUUUAUUUCGUUGGAUUGAAGAGCGACGAUCUCGUCGUAAAUUUGUAGAGCAGACGGAGAGUUUUGUCCGUGAUGAAGAAACAAUUAACAAUAUAUUUUUUGCACAGCAAAUGGUACCAAAUAGUUGUGCUACACAUGCCUUGCUAUCAAUUUUAUUGAACUGUCCCAAUCUUCACUUAGGAGAAACACUGAGUAGGCUAAAGCAUCACACACUUAGUAUGAACCCAGAAAAUAAAGGCUGGGCAAUAGGAAACACUCCUGAACUUGCUUGUGCACACAAUUCACAUGCUAUUCCUCAAGCUCGUAAAAAGACUGAUAAAAAUGCAGGAGUCCCAACUGGUCGCUUUACAGGAGAAGCUUACCAUUUUGUAAGCUUUGUCCCAAUCAAUGGUCAUUUAUUUGAAUUGGAUGGUUUAAAGCCCUAUCCUACAGAUCAUGGACCUUGGGCUACAGAUGAGGAUUGGACUGACAAGUUUAAGCGAGUUAUGGCAGAGAGGCUUGGACGAGAUGCCGGAGAACAAGUGCAUGAUAUAAGAUUCAAUCUAAUGGCUGUUGUACCUGACAGAAGAAUUGCACUUACACAAAGAUUAAGUUUAUUGGAAAUCAAUCAGAAGAGAAUAAAGGAAGCCAUCUCCAAAAUAGGAAAACAUUUACGAUAUCUUCUAAAUAAAAACAGAGAAUUCAAUGAUGAAGGAAUGUCACAAAGCAGUAGUGGUGAGCCAGUUAAUGAAAGUUCUAUUCAUAUAUGUGAAGAUGCAAUUCUCAAUGCUCUAGAUGCCUCCGAAGUAUCGUCUGUUGAUUUAGACUUCACUCAAUCAAUAACAAUUGAAAUUGGUUCAACAGAAAGAUCACAAUUUGACAAUUGCCUUAGCUUAGCUGAUCCUAUUGAACCUACAUCUGUUGUUAAAUUUGUUACUAUAAAUGGAGAAAAUCAGAUUCUUUCUGAUAUCUACCCAACUUCCACAACUGCUCUAGUCAAAAGUAGCAAUAUGCCAAUUGUAUUAUGUUCGGAAGUAGCGCCCGAGCAGCCACAUAGAAUGAGAAAAUUAUUAUUUACACAUUCGGAACUGAACUCACUCAUGAGUAGUAUUAUAGCUCAGGUAGAGUCAUGUCAGCAGGCUCUGAAUGAUGAAAAUGAUAAAAGGGAUAUGUAUAAGGUAGACGAUUGUCGUCGCACGCACAACUAUGACGAGUUCAUCUGCACGUUUCUGUCAAUGCUGGCGGAGCGCGGCGUGCUGGCGGAGCUGGUGGCGGCGCAGCUGGAGCGCGGCCGCAGCUCGCGCGCGCGCCGCCGCCGCCCGCGCCCGCGGCCCCGCGCGCGCCCGCGGCCGCGCCCCCGGGCGAGGAAGUAAAGGAUAUAAGGAAUUUUAAGGAUACAUUCCUUCCGAGUACAAAAUAAAUCCCUAUAGUAAGGCUGGCGUCUGUUAGUUUGUCUGUAGAGUAGGUCAGAAAUAUUGAGUUUGGUUUCAGUACAAUGGCAAGUGCUUUGACAGUUUCCAUUUUCAAUUAAGAAAGCAAGAACACUGACUGCAGUCACUUGAUCAUACAGACUUCAUUAUAAUUUAAUUUGAUUCCAUGUGAAACAAAAAUUGAAAAAAUUUUUUUUUAUUGAUUUAUGCUAAUUUGCAAACAAAUGCUUUUUACC